Maylandia zebra (zebra mbuna) is the source of this 3039-nucleotide messenger RNA. The record is from RefSeq and is a predicted model, not a curated record. Lineage: Eukaryota; Metazoa; Chordata; Actinopteri; Cichliformes; Cichlidae.
AUGAUAGUGGAUCAGGAGAGCUCGGAGGUUCCCAGUGGUCAGUCUGCCCAGAAGCAUCAAACAGACCUGGACUCCAUAUUUAUGCUGCUGGAGGACAACAUCAUCACUUUUGUGAAGAACGAGCUGAAAAAGAUGCGGAAGGUUCUGAGUCCAGAUUACCCAGAAUGCAUAGAGAGUCAGCGGGAGGAUGAUGAGCAGAGGAGGAGCAGCAUAGAGGGAUUUGUGAAGAUCACAGUGGACUUCUUAAGGAGAAUGAAGCAGGAGGAGCUGGCUGACUGUCUGCAGAACAAACAUCUGGCUGAAGUUUGUCAACUUAACCAUAAAUCUGCUCUGAAGAAGAAGUUCCAGUGUGUGUUUGAGGGGAUCGCUAAAGCAGGAAACCCAACCCUCCUGAAUCAGAUCUACACAGAGCUCUACAUCACAGAGGGAGGGACUGCAGAGGUCAAUGAUGAACAUGAGGUCAGACAGAUUGAAACAGCAUCCAGGAAACCAGACAGACCAGAAACAACAAUCAGACAAGAGGACAUCUUUAAAGCCUCACCUGGAAGAGAUGAACCAAUCAGAACAGUGCUGACAAAAGGAUGGGCUGGCAUCGGGAAAACAGUCUUAACACAGAAAUACACCCUGGACUGGGCUGAAGACAAAGCCAACCAGGACAUCCAGUUCAUAUUUCCAUUCACUUUCAGAGAGCUGAAUGUGCUGAAAGAGGAAAAGUUCAGCUUGGUGGAACUUGUUCAUCACUUCUUUACUGAAACCAAAGAAGCAGGAAUCUGCAGCUUUGAAGACUUCCAGGUUGUGUUCAUCUUUGAUGGUCUGGAUGAGUGUCGACCUCCUCUGAACUUCCACAAAACUACAAUCCUAACUGACCCUAGAAAGUCCACCUCAGUGGAUGUGCUGCUGAUAAACCUGAUCAGGGGGAAACUGCUUCCCUCUGCUCAUCUCUGGAUAACCACACGACCUGCAGCAGCCAAUCAGAUCCCUCCACAGUGGCUUGGCAGGGUGACAGAGGUCAGAGGGUUCACUGACCCACAGAAGGAGGAGUACUUCAGGAAGAGAUUCAGAGAUGAGGAGCAGGCCAGCAGGAUCAUCUCCCACAUCAAGACAUCACGAAGCCUUCACAUCAUGUGCCACAUCCCAGUCUUCUGCUGGAUCACUGCUACAGUUCUGGAGGAUGUGCUGAAAACCAGAGCGGUAGGAGAGCUGCCCAAGAACCUGACUGAGAUGUACAUCCACUUCCUGGUGGUUCAGGCCAAAAUGAAGAAGGUUAAGUAUGAUGGAGGAGCUGAGCUAGAUCCACACUGGAGUCUGGAGAGCAGAAAGAUGAUUGAGUCUCUGGGAAAACUGGCCUUUGAUCAGCUGCAGACAGGAAACCUCAUCUUCUAUGAAUCAGACCUGACAGAGUGUGGCAUCGAUAUCAGAGCAGCCUCAGUGUACUCAGGAGUGUUCACACAGAUCUUUAAAGAGGAGAGAGGAUUGUACCAGGACAAGGUGUUCUGCUUCAUCCAUCUGAGUGUUCAGGAGUUUCUGGCUGCUCUUCAUGUCCAUCUGACCUUCAUCAACUCUGGACUCAAUCUGCUGGAAGAACAACAAACAACAUCCCAGAAUUCUGAAACAAAAGACUCUGCAGGGACUCUGUUCUACCAGACUGCUGUGGACAAGGCCUUACAGAGUUCAAAUGGAAACCUGGACUUGUUCCUGCGCUUCCUUCUGGGUCUUUCACUGCAGACCAAUCAGAAGCUCCUACGAGGCCUAUUGACAGAGACAGGAUGUAUUUCAGAAACCAAUCAGGAAACAGUCCAGUACAUCAAGAAGAAGCUUAAUGAGAAUCUGUCUGCAGAGAAAAGCAUUAAUCUGCUCCACUGUCUCAAUGAACUGAAUGAUCGUUCUCUAGUGGAGGAGAUCCAACAGUCCCUGAGAUCAGGAAGUCUCUCCACAGAUAAACCAUCUCCUGCUCAGUGGUCAGCUCUGGUCUUCAUCUUACUAUCAUCAGACGAAGAACUGGAAGCGUUUGACCUGAAGAAGUACUCUGCUUCAGAGGAGGCUUUUCAGAGGCUGCUUCCAGUGGUACAAGCCUCCAACAGAGCUCUACUGAAUGGCUGUAAUCUCUCAGAGAGGAGUUGUGAAACUCUGUCCUCAGUUGUGAGCUCUCAGUCCUCUAAUCUGAGACAGCUGGACCUGAGCAACAAUGACCUAAAGGAUUCAGGAGUGAAGGUUCUGUGUGUUGGAGUCGCAAGUCAACACUGCAAAAUAGAAACACUAAGACUUACUGACUGUAACCUGACAGAGACAAGCUGUGAAGAUCUGUCCUCAGUUGUGAGCUCCCAGUCCUCUUGUCUGAGAGAGUUGGACCUGAGUAAUAAUGACCUACAGGAUUCAGGAGUGAAACUUCUGUGUGUUGGAGUAGCAAAUCAACACUGCAAACUGGAAAUUCUAAGAGUGGAGCCUGCUGGAGUCCAGUGGUUGAGACCAGGUCUGAGGAAGUAUUCCUGUCAACUCACAAUCGACACAAACACAGUACACACAAACCUCAAAAUGUCUGACAACAACAGGAAGAUGACAUAUGUGAAGGCGGUUCAGUCAUAUCCUAAUCAUCCAGACAGAUUUGAUCUUUAUCCUCAGCUGCUGUGUAGAGAUGGUUUGAUUGGUCGCUGUUACUGGGAGGUUGAAUGGAGAGGAAGAGUUGAGAUAUCAGUGAGUUACAGAAGAAUCAGAAAGAAAGGACGAAGCUCUAACUGUUUGUUUGGAAGGAAUGAUCAUUCCUGGAGUCUGUUGUGCUCCGAUGAUCGUCCUCGUUCUGUCUGGCACAAUAACAGACAAACAUCCAUCUCCUCCUCCUCCUCCUCUGUCUCUAACAGAGUAGCAGUGUAUGUGGACUGUCCUGCUGGUACUCUGUCCUUCUACGGUAUCUCCUCUGACACUCUGAUCCACCUCCACACCUUCAACACCACAUUCACUGAACCUCUUUAUCCUGGGUUUAGAGUCUGGUCUGGAGGUUCGAUGUCUCUGUGUGCACUCCCUCCUGUUAGGGAAACACUCUGA